Messenger RNA from Penaeus chinensis, 837 nucleotides. Its product is annotated as keratin, type I cytoskeletal 10-like. The coding region runs from base 44 to 757 and encodes 237 amino acids. Lineage: Eukaryota; Metazoa; Arthropoda; Malacostraca; Decapoda; Penaeidae. The record is from RefSeq and is a predicted model, not a curated record. The transcript is spliced from 2 exons.
UUUUAGCGGACAGAGUGCAGGUGCCUUUGCCGGAGCCAACAAGAUGAAGCUGUUCCUGAUUACCUUGAGCGCCGCGCUUUUGAGCUCCCAGGCGCUGGCUGAGAGAGGUCACUCGGGGAGCGGACUCGGCGCUUCUCUCGCGGCAGCAUCGGGCGUCAGCGCCUCCCACGUUGGCCACCAGGGUGUCGGGGUGUCCGUGUCCAGCCACGGGAGUCCUCAUGGGGGACUCUCUUCUCCCAUACUGAGCCUUUCUCCGGCAGCCACGCAAGGAAUUGGAGGCUUCCCGGUAGAAAUCUACGGGAAUGGAAACCACCUAGGAGGCACCUACGGGACCAGGGGCAUUCUGGGCGGUUCCCCUGGGAGCUACCUCUUUGGGAAUGCGCUAGCAGGCCAGGGAGCAUUCGGGGGCUCCAAUGGUCUCACUUACUUUAGUGGUCAAACGCCCGGAUUUGGCGCAGGCAUUGUGCCGGGCAGCCAAAACUUGGGUUCCUUUGGCCUUGGAACAGCUGGUGUUGGAUUAGGUGGGUAUGCCGCGGGCCUCAAUUACCCCCUCCCUAACGCCGGAUUGAGCGGCGUGCCUCCCAGUAUCGGCUACCCGACCUACAACACAGGCUACUCUCCCAGUGCUGGGUACCCCGCCUACAACAAUGGCCUAGGCGUGCUGCCCCUUGGCCUAGGUUAUCCGGUAUCCAGCGCAGGGUUCGGCGGGGUUUCCCCUAGCCUCGCAGGCUCCGCCGUCGCGUCUGCCGGCAAGUGAGAGCGAGCACCGACGGCGAUCCGAUGGAAGGCAUAACACGUCUGUGCGGACGAAGUGUGUUAAUAAACUAACCUACAUUA